Raphanus sativus (radish) is the source of this 1699-nucleotide messenger RNA. RefSeq lists its product as uncharacterized. Lineage: Eukaryota; Viridiplantae; Streptophyta; Magnoliopsida; Brassicales; Brassicaceae. The coding region runs from base 200 to 1477 and encodes 425 amino acids. The record is from RefSeq and is a predicted model, not a curated record. The transcript is spliced from 14 exons.
CCUUGAAUUAUUAACAAAGAAGCUUUCUUUGCACAAAAGAAAAGGACAGAAAAAACUUUCUUUUGUCACUUGCUUCUUCUGUGUGUUGCCUUUCGUAAUUUUCCACGGAAAAAGAAAUCUCAACUUUCUCACAACCAGAUCUUGAAUUUCGACUCUGGUCUGGUCUCUCUGAGUAACUUAGGGUUUCGUAGGAGCGAAAAUGUUGGUGCCGAGGGAGAUAGAGAGCUUGGAAAUAGUUUUGGGCUUUUGGAGACUCUCCGGCCAUGGGUUCCUCUUCUCCUUCACGCUUCUUGUCGCUCUCAAACUUGACCAUCUUCUUUCUGAUUCAUGGUGGUGUGUAUUUACACCCUUGUGGUGGCUGUGUCAUGCUGUGAUUUCCUCCGGUAGAUUUUCGUUGCCUACUCCACCAAUGCCUCAUGAUAAGGAUUGGGCUCCUUUUCACUCUGUCAUGGCAACACCACUGCUUCUUGCUUUUGAGAUCCUGCUCUUUCUACAUCUUGAAGAUAAAUAUGCCCUUGACUUAAAGUUUGUCUUCUUACCAUUGCUUGCAUUCGAGGUAGCCAUUUUGGUAUAUAAUGUCAGUCAGUGCUUCACAGUAAGGCCUACAGAUGAGGAAACUAUGGGUGAUGAACCACUUCUCUACACAUGGGCUUCCAUAUGGAUGGUUUCCUUCAUUGCUGCCAUUACCUUCACUCUUGUUAAAGCACGUGGUGAUGUAGCUGCGGUGGACUGGUGGGACUUAUCUAUAAACUUGGGUAUAGCAGAGUGCUUUGGCUUUCUUGUCUCCACAAAGUUGAACAAUAUCCAUAGAGUAAUGUAUUGGGAGCAGCACAGCAACAGAGAAUGCGGUGUCCUAGAUAUUGGUGGAUAUCUAAUGAAAAUUCCAUUCAUUAUCUUUCAAAUCAUCCUUUUAAUGAGCUUAGAGGGAACACCUGCUUCUCCCAAAAACAUUCCGAUUGUAGUUCUGUUUGCACCUCUUUUUCUGCUACAAGGAGCUAGGGUGCUUUUUGUUACAUUUAUUUCAUUUGCGAUAUCUGUCUCGUGGAUAUAUAGUGUUGGUGGUCCGUAUGGAAGAUAUUUAGCGAGAUCAUCGGCCCGUGUAUUCGGGGGAUUCUUUCAAUAUUGUAAAAGAUUACUUGGCGGGUGGUUUAUCAAUAAAGGAAGUCAGGAGGAACAAGUUAGGCUCCACAAUGGAGAAGCUACCGGAUACAACACAUUCUCACCAGAGGUUGUGAAGAAAAUGCCAAAGUCUGAUCUUGUUGAAGAGGUAUGUAGACUACAAGCUGCAUUGAGUGAGCAAACAGAUAUCAGCAAGCAGGAGAAGAAUCUUUGCAAAGUUUGCUUUCAGGAUCCGGUCAACGUGGUUCUGUUCCCAUGUAGACAUUACGUCCUCUGCAGCACGUGCUGCAAGAAAUGCACGACAUGUCCGAUGUGUCGUGUAUUGAUUAAGCAUCGUGUGCCUGUAUACAAUGCGUAGAGAUUUCAGACGACACCAUGGUGAAAAAGAUGUUUACUACUUUCUAAAUGUCGUGUCUUGAUUAAACUUCUUGUAAUAACUACACGACAUCAACUGCUUACGUGUAACAAAAAUUAAUGUGCUUCUAACUACAUCAAUUAUAUAAUUGAUGUAUAUCAACUAAAUAUGGUUAUGUAAGUGACAUCACAGCCACAUAGUUUUAUAUUGAACCAAUGUACCUAA